This is a messenger RNA of Lodderomyces beijingensis, 2013 nucleotides long. The record is from the annotation of a GenBank genome assembly. NCBI's taxonomy places the organism in Eukaryota, Fungi, Ascomycota, Pichiomycetes, Serinales, Debaryomycetaceae.
AUGAAUGUCACGAGCAACGGAUACUAUAGUGAGCAGUAUCUAAAUAGGAGAAAACAACAACUCCUAGAAGCUCAACGUUAUCAUUACGACCAGAGUUACUACGCACCUACUCCACAAGAACUUUUAAGAGCAGAUCGGAUGAACCUGGGUUUGGAAAGUCCACAUGUCGUUUACGAGAUGCCUCAACGAAAACAGCCAAUCAUGAAGAAUAUCAGACCUAAACCACGAGUGCCGAGCUCUUCUGGGUCCCCUAAUUCGGCCAGGAAUGGCAACGACGUUGAAGAUCAAGUUGAAUAUUAUUCAGAUGAUGAUGAGUUGAAGGAAGAGCAAACGCCAGCGCAGUUGAACUAUAUUCAGAAUCAGCAACAACAACAACGUCGGCAGCAUCGUUAUCGAAAUCAACGGCACUAUCUAUUGCAACCAGGGCAACCAAUAUAUCCUUAUGACCAGUAUGGAUAUAUGCAACAACCGGCAUCACGGCAGCCCAAAAUACGACCAAAUAAGAACGACAACUACUAUUUGAAACAAAAGGAAAAGUUUGAUGCAGCUGAUGCAUCACUAAAGCCCAAAAUGUAUACUCAUAACACUUUUAGAGAGGUGUUUCAAGAUAAAGAUGAAAAUAUCAACAGAUAUAACCCCAUGGACUCGGUUUUUGAAAAGAAACGUGUGGAUAGCGACGGCAAAGACAUCAAAACGACUUUUUUGAGAAAUGUCCGGUUCAUGAAGGAGUCUUAUCAUGAUUAUGAUUAUUACGAUAGCCGGAAAAAGAAAAAGAGCAAUAGCGUAAAGGACGUGUUUGUGACACAAGUUAGCGACGACGACGACGACGACGACGACGAUGAGAAUAAUGACGUGGAACAGGAAGGGAACCAGGAUGCAGCGAAUGGAAAAAGCGUGAGCGAGGACGGCGGCGAGGGGGGAGCCAAAAAGAAAGCCAAAAACACCAAAUUCAAGGUAAUGUUGAGGAAGAAGUUGAAAAAAACAAGCAAGGAACUCGGCAGGAACUUUGACUCUCAUUUGGAGGAGCGCAGGCAGUUGAAAGCACAAGCGAUGAAAGAGGAAGAAGAAGCAAAAGCAAAAGCGGAAAAACUAGAGCAAGAAAGAAUACAAGAAACUCAAUUUGGCACGUCUUUGGGAACAGCAGCCGCGGCAGCUGGCGGCAUCGGAGGUAUGGUUGCACCGCUUGCCAAUUACUUGUGGUCGUGGAUGCCUAGUUAUCCCCAGCAAGCUACCAACGUGGACCAAAAUCAAGUUCUAGCCGGCGAAGCAAUCCCUCCCGUGGUCAAAACUAAAUUUGACGAGGCACUGCCAUUGUCAAAUGCAUUAGUAGUAGCAGCAGGAGCUGGAACUCGCGCUGAAGAUGGUGGGACAACGAUCAAGGCCAAGAAGAACCCCCGAUUGAAGAAAUUCGCCAGUGGCUCCAAGACAUUGUUUGCCAAUUGGAACCAACCAGCAAACAAAAUGUUCAAUGGUGAACUUAUGGCCAUGGCCGACGCAUCCAAACUACAAAAGACAAAGCCUACUCGUGACACGCCCACAGCCGUCGAUAUAACUUCUUCCGCAACAACUACAGCACAAACGGAAGCAGCACCAAAUGAAUUCGUCAUUGAAUACGAUUCCGACAAUGACGAAGGCAAAUCCAUGUCGGAAGAACUCUACUAUAACCCACAAACGCGCCAAUUGGAAAUGCAGCCGCCCACAUCGCAAAGCCUGAUGCUUCUAGCGUCCAAGCCCAAGCCCAUGUUGCUAGACGCGCAAGUGCCCAUGGAACUAAUCAGCAACUUCAUCUUGGUGUUGAAACGGGUCCAAAUUAUGAAAUUGAUUUUCGCACCCAUAGACAUUAUCGGCGAGUUUUUUCCGCACUUGCAAACGGUGGUGAUUAUACUCGAGUUGGUGUUGUUUGUUUGGAUCUUGUUUGAGUUGAGCCGGUUGAUUGACGCCUUGUGCAUGAUGGUGAAGGCAUUCUGUGCUCCUAUGAUCGCAGUUGGGAGGUUCAUGAAUAAGAUCAUGUAG